Messenger RNA from Staurois parvus, 298 nucleotides. NCBI's taxonomy places the organism in Eukaryota, Metazoa, Chordata, Amphibia, Anura, Ranidae. The record is from the annotation of a GenBank genome assembly.
UUCCAGUCCUGUACGGGGGCACUUACUGUAUACACACACAUAUAUAGAGACUUCCAGUCCUGUACGGGGGUACUUACUGUAUACACACACACAUAUAGAGACUUCCAGUCCUGUACGGGGGUACUUACUGUAUACACACGCACAUAUAUAGAGACUUCCAGUCCUGUACGGGGGCACUUACUGUAUACAUACACACAUAUAUAGAAACUUCCAGUCCUGUAUGGGGGCACUUACUGUAUACAUACACACAUAUAUAGAGACUUCCAGUCCUGUACGGGGGCACUUACUGUAUACAUAC